CUCAUCGUCUCGAACACAGCUGAUGAAAUCACUCUGCAAACAAAAACGUCUGUGAUUGGCCGCAGGUUAAAGUUAAACCAAUAAGAUUUGCUGUUACAUUCGAUACAUUGUUUUGAUGCAAGAUGGCUGAAGAGGAAGAAAGUAGUUUAUUGGUUGUAAUUGUUGAUGUAAACCCGAUAUGGUGGGGAAAGAUGAGAAUCCAAGAUGAAAAUGAUUUAAAGUUUACACAGUGUAUGGAGAGUAUAUUGGUAUAUGUCAAUUCACAUCUCAUGAUGCAUCGCAGUAAUAAAGUAGCCAUUAUAGCCAGUCAUACAAAUAGCAGCUGUUUUUUAUACCCUACUGCGACACCCACCACUGAGGAGGAGGAAGACUUCCUAAGAGAUGGAAAAUAUGAACAUUUUGCUAAAAUUGAUGAUACUAUUUUUAAAGAAGUCAAGAAGCUUAUGACAGCACAUACAGCUGAAUUACACAUCGAUACGCUUCUAACUGGAUCACUCGCCAUGGCACUGUGUUAUAUACAUAGACUUGAAAAGGAAUGCAUUGCUGGUGAAAAAUUGAAACCAAGAAUUCUGGUAAUCAAGGCAUCAGAUGACAGUGCCUCUCAGUACAUGGACUUCAUGAAUAUUAUAUUUACAGCACAGAAACAGAAUAUCUUAAUUGAUGCCUGUGUAUUAGACAAAGAUUCAGGUCUGCUUCAACAGGCAUGUGACAUUACCGGUGGUAUUUAUCUUAAAAUUCCUCAAAGGACAGGACUUUUACAAUAUUUGUUGGUUCUUACUGCCUUCAAAAUUAAAGGAGCACCAACAUUAAAAAAGAAAAAGAAGAAGUCAGCUGCUGUGGUUAGCAUCAUGUGA
Molecule: messenger RNA, 854 nt
Organism: Saccoglossus kowalevskii
Lineage: Eukaryota; Metazoa; Hemichordata; Enteropneusta; Harrimaniidae
Product: general transcription factor IIH subunit 3-like
Biological process (GO): nucleotide-excision repair; regulation of DNA-templated transcription
Cellular component (GO): transcription factor TFIIH holo complex; transcription factor TFIIH core complex
Source: RefSeq, a predicted model, not a curated record